AGACGCUCCAAUAGAAGCAAUUACUGUCAAUCAACAAUGCCUGGGGAGGGGGGCAAUUAUUAAAUCCAGUCAAUAAUCAUACGUCCAAUACCGAUGGAAAUAGUCAUAGCAAGAGUAAAGGAAACCCGUUUGAGAUUAUUACCGGACAGCAGCACAUCAGAAAAGUCACAAACAUCAUAAAUAUCUCUCUCUAUAAACUGCCCAAAGAAUAAUUGGUGCGGAAUCGUUAGAUCGAAAACUCUCAGUUGCAAUGUUAGCAACCGGUUUUACUAGUUUUUAUCGUAGUAGAUAUUGCAACUACUGCAAGAACACAAAACAAAUAAAUAUUGUAAUCAUCUGGAAUUUCAUUCAUUCAGUGGCUUAAAGCAGCUUGAAUUAGAAUGAUCAGAGUCAGUACGUGCCUGUUGGUGUUCGUAUUGUUUGUUUUUUAUAUCCAUCGAAAUCAUGCGGCCACCAAGGUUCUCUACGAAUUUCAUAUCAAGGAGGUUUUCGGAGAGCGAGAUGAGAAAGGCGAGCUCAAGGAUAAAUCCGAGAGCUCUGGCGAGAAACCCGAACUGAUCAUCACAGGCAAACACACAUCCUCAUACGUUCUAACCGGCCAAGAGAAUAACUAUGUUUAUGUUGAAACGGCCACCUAUGUGGCUGAUGACAGUGGCUACCAUGUCAAGUACAAUAUUUCCUUGGGCCCCGUGGAGAUUGACAGACGUCUCAACGGACAAACACUUAAGUCCACCAUUGGCUAGCCACCAGCACAUCAAGUAUUAACUUAGUAACUAAGUUAGUUGUAAAAAUGACUACUUUAUUUAUUCAAAACUGCAAAUACAGAUGGAAAGUGACAAGUUCUCCUAGCGCCAUUGCAAAUAAUAAACGGAACUUUGAAAGCAAGUUUGUGGCAAAACAGUUAAUGGAUUCCAGCCAAAUGACAGUGCAGUAAGUUACGGCUCUUUGUUUUUUGGCUUUGUCCCAAAAGUGCCACUUAGCCAGUAUAAUUUACGAGUACGGAAAAUA
Molecule: messenger RNA, 1008 nt
Organism: Drosophila eugracilis
Lineage: Eukaryota; Metazoa; Arthropoda; Insecta; Diptera; Drosophilidae
Exons: 3
Coding region: 381-743 (120 amino acids)
Source: RefSeq, a predicted model, not a curated record